Messenger RNA from Drosophila subobscura, 3449 nucleotides. RefSeq lists its product as uncharacterized. The transcript is spliced from 8 exons. The record is from RefSeq and is a predicted model, not a curated record. The coding region runs from base 742 to 2889 and encodes 715 amino acids. Lineage: Eukaryota; Metazoa; Arthropoda; Insecta; Diptera; Drosophilidae.
AUAGUCCUCGAAUCAGGAUCUAAAAGUGCAUCAGCAACAAAGUCGCUUCGUUGCUUCGAACUCUGAACUCUGUGCGUGGCAUGCCACAUGCCACAUGCUCAUGCUGACACGCUCGCUUAUGCUGCUGUGUUGCUGGUGUGGAAGCAAUAAAAGCUGUAAUUAGUGUUCGCUUGUGGAUUUUCGAAAUUUAAUUAGGAAGCAACAUGGCGAGAGAAGUGGCAAAGUGCAAAAUGUGAGAAAUAAAUAAAGAGUUGCAACAAAACACAAUACGGACACACACACAACCGACCCUCAACAACUUUGUGGAAUUACAAUUUUCGAAUCAAAUUAAUGUUCUUAAAACCGCAGACACUAAUCCGAUUGUGAUGCCAGUUUCAUUGGCAUUCAAAUCAAAUUAAACGCAAAAGCGGUGUGCUCUUCUGGUCGAUUGCAUUGGCGUUUGUGGGAAAUAUUCCCCUAAAGAACGAGUCAAGAUUGCAGCGUCCCAUCCUGCUGAUUGCUAUGGAUUCCGAGUGAACAGAGAAAGCGUCAAAUCCUGCCAACUUGGCCCCACAAUGAAUGUCGGCGCGAUUUAAGUGUCGUCACUAUACUGAAAGCGGCAGGCCCUAAAGAAACCAAAGCCGGAACGUGACUUUUGCCAAAAGUAAAUUGAGCCACCGGCCACCGCAGUGAUAAAAGGUGCCAUGCCAACCUGCGAAUUUCGCUAGGAUUCGCGCAGUCAAAGAGAUAAAGGAUCUGUAUAUGCGCUACGUGCUGCCCAUGGCACCCACUCUGGGUGCAUCAGCAAAAGCCACAGAGACAGCCACAGCCUCAGCGAUGAACAGGGAUGACAGUGGGCGACAUCUUUCGCAGUCGCAUGCCCGGAUUCUGGUCCUGGUCCUGCUCCUGCUGCUACUGGCGAUUGGUGCCACUGCAGCACCAGCAGCGGAUCCCCAGCGUUGUGCACACAAGGGCAUAGUGGAGCUGAUUCGCACGAGUCCUGUGAUUGUAAAGGCCCUCGCAGCCCGUGUCUUCACCGAUGCGGAGCUUGACGAUGGGCCGGGGGACACUGCAACUAAGCUGUCCUCCGGUAUUUUAAUAACAUUAACCCCCGAAACGAUAUACAAAGGAGCCUCUUUGCUGAAAAUGGCCAAUGGCGCCAGCGGCGGAGAGGCCACACUGUCGAUUCGGGCUUCGGGAGGAGGGAUGUCCAGCAGCGGCGGCCAUCCCAGUGGGGGAAGUGCCAAUGGAUCCGGUGGUGGCAGCGCUUGGAGUGGCACUGAGUCAGCGUUUCAGUACGAGGGCCAGCUGAAUGCAACAAUCCAGCCGCUGCGCUGCUUCGAUGCUAAUAUGCUCAAAAUGCUGCCAACGGAAUUAAUUGCCUUUGGCAAAUUGUUGCCUGCCGCAGCAGCAGCCACCAGCUCUGGCCGACAGUUGCCACGACCGCCUGCCGCAGGGGCCACUGAUGUUCUGCACAUCAGCAUCAACGGGUUGCAUCGCUGGACACCGCAGUUCGAGAAUCAUAUCUGGAAGCAUUUGGGCUGGGAUGAUUGGAGCGACUUCACCCUGUGCAGCGUCACCUGCGGCAAGGGGGUUCAGCAGCGAUUCCGCCGCUGCCUGCUGGACAAUCCGCUGGUGGACAUGAAUAUGAAUUUGAACAUGAACCUGGAAAACCAGGAGGAGGAGGAGGAGGAGGAGGAAGACGAUGAUGUGGACAUGAAAAUGGAAGGGCAGAUGGACGAUACCGCAAAUGAGAUUGCCAGUUCCAAGGAGGCGAAUGACGAUGACACUCUGGACAGCAUGGCAACAGACACGGACAAAUUCAACGAUGAUAAUAAUAAUGAAGUACUGGCCGAUGACGAGGAUUUGCUCCUCCAACGAGCGAGCAGCGAUGAGCCGCUGCAUAAAUUCACACAGAUGGCAGAAGCCCAGCCCCAGCCCCAGGCACCUGGCCCCAUCAUGGGAACAAACAGCAGUAAUGAGGCAGCGGGAGGCAAAAGUGUCCGAUUUGUGCAACGGGAUGAUGGUGGGGGAGCCAGUGCCAGUGCCCGUGUCCAUGCCCCUGCCCCAUCCCCAUCCCAAGCCCGAGCUCGAGCCCCAGCUGGUCGCAGGAAGACACGUGCCAGCAAUCAGCACAAGAAGCACAAGCCGGCCAAGAGUGUGGCUCUGUCCACACUCCUCUGCGAGGGCUACAACAUUGAGCAGCGCAACUGCAACAGUUUCGAAUGCAGUGAUGACAUUAGCGAUCUGCUCAAGUUCUAUAAGAAGUUGCCGCUCAUGGAGGAGCUGCCCACGCAGGCCUCAGAGUCCGCAGCAGCAAUGGCCUCGGCGUUUCCGGAAACGCAGAUGCAGGAUCUGACUACCGCUCUCAUGGCAGGCACCCCAUCGUCGCCCGCCCCCUCUACACCCUACAACAUGGGCUACAUUCGAAGCUGGCGGAACAUACUUAACUUUACGCUGAUGAUCACGCUGAGGGCAAAGAACGACACCAAAAGUACGGCGACCAUCUUCUCCAUACGCAAUGCCACGCAUAAUCUGUAUCUGGAGGCGUGCAAGGACGGACUUCGCCUGUAUCUGGAGCGCGACAAUACAACGGAAAUGUUGCCGGUGAAAUUCAAUUUAUAUGAUUAUCGGUGGCAUCAAGUGGCCAUCAGCAUACAAAAUGGCGACUUUAUAUCGAUCUACGUGGACUGCGCGUGGACAAAUAGUUUUGUUGUCUCGAAACGACUGUACACACUGCCGAUAGACGCGGACGUGGAGAUUGGACGCGGCUUUACUGGAGAGCUGCAGCAGCUUCUGGUCAUGCCCGAGCACCAGGAGAGGCUUCAGUGCAGCAACAAGCGCACGUCCAUCAACGAGGUGAAGCGCUACAUCAUCGACACAUUCAUCGAGGACUACGGCGGCAAUUGAAGCGUGUACAUAUCCAGUGCCGCCGAAUGCAGAACAAUAACAGAAACAAGAACUCAAAUUGGAAAUGCACAAUAUACACACACAUAUGCAUUCUUAUACAUACAUACAUGUGUUGUGUACAGAUUAUAUGGGCGGGAAAUGGGAUAUCUAAGCCGAAACUCGAUUACACUUGUGGACUAAGCUAAUCAAAACUGCAUAGAUUUAUGACCUAGCAUUUCAUUUAAAUAUUUAUGUUGUAUGAAUAAGUGCAACCACAAAAGUAUCUAUAAAUACGCAUAUGGAUGUAGAUCACACAAACUGUGGUUUAUGCCUGCCAGCAGGGCUAAGCGCAUUCCCCGCUAGCAGUCGCCGUGGACCCCAAAGGCACACAGACCGGACAAGUAUACUGGACACUGGCAUUACCACUCGAAGAGCACGUUGCACGCAGCGGUGUUGUACCAAUUAAGUUAAUUUGACGGAAUACAAUAAAAGUAAUCGCUGGAAGUGUCCAAUUCCAGUGCGAGUGCAUGGAGAAGGAUCCACAAACAUACGAAAGGGUCAAAUGUAAAACCGACAAAGAU